AUGGCAACUAAGAAGAUGGGAAGAAAAGUUUUUGAUGAAAUGGAGAAUGGCCAGCACUUCAAUGGCCAACAAUACUCGGUUUGGAUUAAUACUAAUGUGAGAAACAAGAAUGGCUAUGAAGCCAAGCCUGAUCGUCAGUCGGCGAGCAUCCAGGAUAGGGCUCUUGGUUCGGUUGAUCGUCGGGAGAAUACCGGGCUACGAAGGGGCACUAACCGGGCCAAAAAUCCAGUUGCUGAGGAAAGUCCGUUGUGGGUUGGGUCUUCUGAUAAUCCAUUCGCCACGACGGAACAGCGAUCCAAGCAGGGAAAGAGCCCCCUCCGAUUCCCAGUACCAAAAGCCCCCAAGGUUAUGGUGGGGAAACCGACCCGUCGCGACAAAGGGAAAUCGGGGACUGAUGUGUGCCCAAUGGAGAUUGACUUGAACUACAACAAGGCCAAGGUGCCACGGAGGCGGGAGACUAAGGCCAGAAGAGUGAGGGAGGAUAAUGUUUUGGAGCCCGCGGUGGAGGCACUAACUCGAGAGGCAGUGGUUACUCGUCCUAGGAAGGGGCGAUCAUCUGCUUCCUCCAUGCUUAUUGACGAAACGGCGUUAACCCGGGGGCGGCGGCUCAUUCUUGAAGAGGAGUCGGAAGAUGAGUUUUUUAUUCAAAAAAUUCCUUCACCCGGGCAAGAAAAGGGUCUGCGCGCACCUCGUAAGCAAGAGUCAGCCGACUCCAUGGUGGCGAAGGCGGCUGUUCAACAGCAAGACUCGGGACCGCGGGGUGAAGAUACUGGGCAUGAUGAUGCUCCUCCUCUUAUACCCACCAAGAAGGGCAAGAGUGCACUUCAACCUCGGGCCCCGAAACCGGUGGGCAGGCCCAAAAGGGUGGGGCUGGUGGGUGAAAGCAGACGAUCCAAACGAUCCCAAAAUGGGCCUGCUGCUGCUUCCUUGGCCGCUCAAGCUGGGAUUGCUGUCAACGUGAUGGAGGAAACAGGGGCGCUUAAGGAAGCAAGCCGGGUUCUCUCGCCCACUCCGGGUUCCACCGAGCGACAAGUUACUCGAAUGGGAUCAGAGGGAGCUAAUUCGGAUGAGGAAGACCAACCCUUUGAGCUUCGCCGCCGAUCCCCUGUGAGCAAAGAAAGUCUGAAACAACUGGCGCGAUCUUCGAAGGUCAGUCAGGUGGUGCGGGCAUUCGAACAUGGGUUGGUAAUGAAAGAUAAGGAGGAGGUGCUGAUUACUGGAGAACAGCAGGAAAUGGUGGGGGAAAUUGCGAAUGCCACCUCCUUUAAUGAAUAUAGUAGCAAUUUCUCUGACCCAGAGCUGGACUCGAAAAAGCGUCUAUUUCAAGAGGUUGAUGGGGAUUGGGCUGAUGGCCCAACCCCAAAGAGACAGUUUGUCGAGGAAAAAGAUGAUGAGGAAAAGGUGGAGGAAGCCAGCCUGGAGUGGCCCCAACCAGUUAAAUGA
This is a messenger RNA of Linum trigynum, 1443 nucleotides long. The record is from the annotation of a GenBank genome assembly. Lineage: Eukaryota; Viridiplantae; Streptophyta; Magnoliopsida; Malpighiales; Linaceae.